Messenger RNA from Saccoglossus kowalevskii, 726 nucleotides. RefSeq names its product basic helix-loop-helix transcription factor scleraxis-like. Gene Ontology annotation, molecular function: DNA-binding transcription factor activity, RNA polymerase II-specific; protein dimerization activity; RNA polymerase II transcription regulatory region sequence-specific DNA binding. The record is from RefSeq and is a predicted model, not a curated record. NCBI's taxonomy places the organism in Eukaryota, Metazoa, Hemichordata, Enteropneusta, Harrimaniidae. Gene Ontology annotation, biological process: regulation of transcription by RNA polymerase II; developmental process.
UAUGUACACCACGUCAGAAAGCCAACGACACCCUUGUCAGUUCGAACCAAUUUGCGGCGCAGAAUCGUAUUACCAGGAGGGCAACGACGAAAACGAAAACAUGAAAUACGCAGCUUUAAAUACCAGUUCCGUGACGAACAGUACCAUUUAUGUGGAAAACACGGACGAGAAUUUGGAAAAUCAUCAUGUUUAUCCGUCGUGUGCGUACAGUGGUCAGGAACAAACUUACUUUUACCAAGAAACGAACACUUACCCCGCCAUCUCAUCCGAAGAAGACUACGGUAGUCAAGGGUUUUACCCUGAUGAUUCGACCAUGCAUGAGUGUGCCACCGAUGUCGAAGUUGAAAAACGCGGCCAACGCCGGAGACGGAUCGCCACCGCAAAUCCCUACGUCGUCCAACGACAUGCGGCUAAUAUCAGAGAACGGAAACGUAUGAUGAGCAUAAAUUCAGCGUUUGAAGAACUAAGGUGUCAUGUGCCCACCUUUCCGUACGAGAAAAGACUGUCAAAAAUCGACACCCUUCGCUUAGCAAUCGCCUACAUCGCCCUACUCCGUGAGAUUCUUCUGUCUGGGUGUCCGCCCAUGGUGUAUGUUGAAAGGUGUAUGAAGUCUGGAUUCAAAGACGGAAAGUCACCGAUUUGGAACACAAGCGAUUUAACAGCUCGACUUUCCUGGAUAAAGUGGGACUGACUAGGCGUGAAAGAUUCUACAAACUGUCAAUGAAG